Messenger RNA from Hordeum vulgare subsp. vulgare (domesticated barley), 1821 nucleotides. Its product is annotated as calmodulin-binding receptor-like cytoplasmic kinase 2. Bases 176 to 1459 code for a protein of 427 amino acids. Gene Ontology annotation, biological process: protein phosphorylation. The record is from RefSeq and is a predicted model, not a curated record. Lineage: Eukaryota; Viridiplantae; Streptophyta; Magnoliopsida; Poales; Poaceae. The transcript is spliced from 6 exons. Gene Ontology annotation, molecular function: protein kinase activity; ATP binding.
GGAGUACUGCAAGUCCUGAAUUAGUCCACCUUGACGCGCCAAACUAAUCAGCCGUACGUCGUCCGUCGACGCCACCGCUUUCCGCAGCAGCAGCGAAGCAAGCGCGUGCUUCCCUCCCGCCCUCUCCUCUCCUCUCCUCUCCUCUCCGCGGCUGCCGCCUCGCCACGCCGCCUCGAUGAGGAGCAACAGCAGCGCCGGCUCGGCGCCGAGGAGGAGGCCGACGAGCGACCUCAUCGGCGCCAGCGACGACCUCUCCCGCUGCUCCGUCGCCACCACCACGGCCUCGUCCGAGCGCUCGUCCGGCAGCGGCAGCGGCCGCGCCGCCGCCGCCUUGCUCGACGCCUUCCGCUCCUGCUUCGCCCCCGGGGACGCGCGCUCGCCGGACGCCUCCCUCUCCGACGUCGACUUCGACGCCUCCCACCAGCACUCGCAGUCGCUGAGCUCUCAAGGUUCUACCAGCGGGAGCACAUUCGAGAGCAGGAGAUCAGCUAGAGGGCCGUAUGGCUCCACCCUCAGGAACACUUCAGAAAGGGAGAUACCUGGCGACAGGAAGUUCACCUUGCCAGAGAUCCAGAAAGCAACAAAGAACUUCUCACCCAACCUCAAGAUUGGGCAGGGUGGUUCUGGGACAGUCUACAAGGGUCAGCUCAGCGAUGGCACCGUCGUCGCCGUCAAACGGGCCAAGAAGAAUGUGUAUGACAAGCAUAUGGGCCACGAGUUCCGGAACGAGAUCGAGAUGCUGCGAUGCAUCGAGCACCUGAACUUGGUCAGGUUCCAUGGGUUCCUUGAGUUUGGUGGUGAGCAGUUGAUCGUCGUGGAGUAUGUUCCCAAUGGCAAUCUUCGGGAGCACCUUGAAGGUCUGAAUGGAAAGGUUCUGGAGUUCUCUGUCAGAUUGGAAAUCGCGAUCGAUGUGGCCCACGCUAUUACGUAUCUUCACACCUACUCUGAUCAGCCGGUCAUCCACAGGGACAUUAAAUCCUCAAACAUUCUUCUCACGAACAACUGCCGAGCUAAGGUCGCUGAUUUUGGAUUUGCGAAACUGGCUCCAACUGACGCUACACAUGUCUCUACUCAAGUGAAAGGAACAGCAGGUUAUCUCGACCCAGAAUAUCUCAGAACAUACCAGCUCACUGAGAAAAGUGAUGUAUAUUCCUUUGGAGUGCUGCUAGUGGAGUUGGUUACCGGGAGGCGCCCAAUAGAGCCAAAGAGGGCGAUCGUGGAACGCGUCACCGCGAAAUGGGCAAUGGAACAAUUCUCGAAGGGCGACGCGAUAUUAACACUGGAUCCGAAUCUGGAAGUGAACGACGCGACCAACCUGGCGAUCGAGAAGAUGUACGAGCUGGCACUGCAAUGCUUAGCUCCCAAGAAGAGGAACCGGCCGAGCAUGAGGCGAUGCGCAGAGAUCCUGUGGAGCAUACGUAAGGAUUACAGGGAGUUGGCUCAGCCAACCUCCUCUUGAACCAAGGCAGCUGAUAUGGAGCAAUCAAUCAAGAAAACAAAAUGCAACAGCAUGCCAGUUUGUCUCACUUGAAUUCAAAGCAUGGAGGUAGGGGCGAGGCGAACCGAUCGUCGAGCUACGGUCUGCCAAGCUGUGAAUAAUGGGGCUUGUGGUUGUGGCCUUCCUAGAAAUUGUGUGCUUAUUAGGUAGCAGCCAGGAAGAGUUACAUGGAACUUCUCCUACACAUGAGCAUGCGGUAAAUAGUCGCCUUAGCAAACACAAACAGUUUCAAAUUCGUAUGAAUAUACUGUGCGAUGGUGUUUGUGUGUUGUAGAAAAUAUAUAGUAUGAUUUCUGAGGAGAGCAUACGUUUCCCAUGGAUUA